AUGUACACGCCGUACGGGGGCGGUCGCGUGCAGAAGAGCUAUAGCAGGCCAGCGGCGGGCGCCCCGGUGCGGGUCGGCGUGGCGUGGCGGUGCCUUCCGGCGAAAGGCGAGGAAUGUAUACGCUUAUCCAAGGCUCAGCGUCGGCGUCAAGUAGCUAAAGACGAUGAUUGGCCCGAUUUCUUCGCCGCCGUCUUAUUUCCAUCUUAUUACCAGCAGCGAGCGAUAUUAAAGCGGGCGCUACAC
Brenthis ino (lesser marbled fritillary) is the source of this 243-nucleotide messenger RNA. Lineage: Eukaryota; Metazoa; Arthropoda; Insecta; Lepidoptera; Nymphalidae. The record is from the annotation of a GenBank genome assembly.